CCUGUUUUGUUCUCCAUGCCCAGACCACCGCGGUUACCAGCCCAUCGGAGUCACAACGUUAUUCACCUCCACUUCCCGAUUCUCCAGUCUGCUACGUCGUAUAUCACCGUGCACCUCUGCCUGCCUACUCCUUUCUGGUUUUUCUUUUAGCCAUCGCAAUUGAAGAAUGGCGGCAUCUGCAAUCAGAGCAGGUGCUUUGGUGACUCUACAAGAGCUGAAUCCUUCAUCGCCCUUCUUUAAGCAAGGGGCAUCACUCAGAGUCACUGGAAAGCUUCAAGAGUAUAAUGUGGAGACAGAUUCUGCAGUAAUUUCCAAUGGGAAUGCUUCUUUAAGGAUUGACACAGAGCGCUUGAAUAUCAGCAUUCGCCCUGGCUCCAUCUACCAGUUCAUUGGAGAACUGCAUAUUGGACCCAGUGAUGAGGCAAUCUUGAAGGCACGAGUAGGGAGAAAUGUGGAUGGCAUGGACCUCAAUCUCUAUCAUCAGUCACUGCAACUUUUGAGAAACUUUGUAGAUGAACAAACUAAUAGCCGCACACAAUAGAGUAGACGGAGUAGUACUCCUUUUACUACGGAAAAAGGUAAAAAAAAAAAACAAAAACAGUGGUUUGAUCUCUCAGUAAAUGAUGAAAAUGUGGUUCAAGGCCUAGUAAUGGUGACAAGUAUCAUUUCAUUUCGUGCUUCCUAGAAAUCAGGUAGGUGUCUAGCUUCAAAAACAUGGCUUUUCAACAGAUUGUCAAUUUUCGUGAGGCUCAUGGAUGUUUUUAAGUUGAAUGGAUGCUAGAUGAUAUAUCAUAAAUGAUAAACCUGCCCAACUAUUCCACUUCAAUUUUCAGUUCUGUUCAAUUCAAGAACUUCCUGCU
Ipomoea triloba (trilobed morning glory) is the source of this 860-nucleotide messenger RNA. RefSeq names its product CST complex subunit TEN1. The coding region runs from base 167 to 541 and encodes 124 amino acids. The record is from RefSeq and is a predicted model, not a curated record. Gene Ontology annotation, biological process: negative regulation of telomere maintenance via telomerase. Gene Ontology annotation, molecular function: single-stranded DNA binding; telomerase inhibitor activity; telomeric repeat DNA binding. The transcript has 4 exons. Gene Ontology annotation, cellular component: CST complex. NCBI's taxonomy places the organism in Eukaryota, Viridiplantae, Streptophyta, Magnoliopsida, Solanales, Convolvulaceae.